AUGGCUCUUUCUUGUCGCGUGUCCGGGCGCUACUUGAAAGGCCUUCAUCAAUGGCCUGCCCGUCCAUUACCGCCAGCCGUCAUUCACUACGCAUCGCGCCCAUACUCCGAUGGGACCAGACCGCCCAAUCCUGACUCCAACUCCCCAGUGGCCUCGAGUAACACCAAAUCCGGCCCAAAUGCAGCCCAAAAAGAACCAGGGCCUAUGGCCCGCCGGCUGGAAGAGGCCACAGAAGAAGCUCUCUUUACGGGCGGACGAGCCGGACGACGCGCCGUCGAAGACGCCGGGUUCAACGAGGAACUCAAGCAACGCCUGCUAGACAAGGUCGCCGACGCCAAGUUCCGCGAAGAACAUGCCGCGUCAUUACGAGAGGCCGGCCUCACAAGCAACAUACCAGAAGCAGCCGGCCGGGGGACCCGAGACGUCGCGACUGCGCAGCCGUGGACGGGGACAGAGACCGAGUCCGACGCAGUCCUGCGGAUGCUUAGCGAUGCGCACAAGCCUCUGAAGCCCGGGCUUCGGGGCAAGCCAAACAUCCCUAUACCAGUGGAUAUGCGACUCAAGAAGCAACCUGUCGUCAGUGCUGGCAGGAAGGUGGCGAAUGCGAAGGAGGCGGCCUCUGUAUACGCUGGAAUGGCCAGCAAAGACAAAGAGAAGGGCCUGAGCGACAAGGAGAGAGAAGCCAUGAAGAAGGAGCUGCGCGAUCGCUUUGCGCCGGCGGCUCGGGCGUUGCCAAAUACCAUCUCCGGUCUCUCUGCCCUAGCAAACGAGAGAAUCGAAGAUGCGAUCGCACGAGGGCAAUUCAGACACAUACCACGCGGAAAAGGGGUCGAGCGCGACUCGAGGGCCGACAAUCCGUUUAUAGAUACCACCGAGUACAUCAUGAACAAGAUGAUCAAGAAGCAGGAGAUGGUGCCACCGUGGAUCGAAAAGCAGCAGGAAGUCGUCAAGGCCGCCACCGUUUUCAGAGCGCGGCUGCGCAAUGACUGGAAGCGACAUGCGGCCCGGAUGAUCGCAAGCCGCGGGGGCUCCCUGGAGCAUCAGAUACGCACUGCGGAAGAAUAUGCUCGGGCGGAGGAGGUGCACAACCCGCGGCGUAGGAACUCCGACCAGGUGGCCGUGCCGACAAAUACGACGGACGACGUCGUGAUGGUAGCAAUGCGGCAGGAGGCCCUGCCAGUGUCACCAGCCGAUGUUCCCGCCCCAUCCCCAGCUGCCACGUCCGAGCCCGAGGUCACGCUGACGAGGCCUUUUCGGGACGCCGACUGGGAGGCUACCGAACGAUCAUACAUGGAGCUAGCCAUCAACAACAUGAACACGCUCACACGAGCGUAUAACCUGAUGGCUCCUGAGCUGGCGAAGAAGCCGUAUUUCUCCCUGGAAAGGGAGCUCAAGGCCUGCUUUGCCGAUGUCGCACCACUAGUCGCCAACGAGAUCAAGGACCGCGCUAGACGGCCAUCGAGGCCAGCUCAGGGCCAGCUUGGGCCCCAGGCCGGCAGUUUGCUGGAUCACUUUGUGAUGGAGGGUAAGUCCAGCAAGGUUUACGACUCUAGAGCACCUCAUUACGGCUUUAAGGAAUUCUGGAAAGACCUCUGGCAGCGAUCGCCAUGA
Molecule: messenger RNA, 1611 nt
Organism: Diaporthe citri
Lineage: Eukaryota; Fungi; Ascomycota; Sordariomycetes; Diaporthales; Diaporthaceae
Exons: 1
Coding region: 1-1611 (536 amino acids)
Source: RefSeq, a predicted model, not a curated record